Messenger RNA from Clarias gariepinus (North African catfish), 4284 nucleotides. It is a transcript of the gene slitrk4, whose product is annotated as SLIT and NTRK-like family, member 4. Gene Ontology annotation, molecular function: protein binding. Bases 772 to 3087 code for a protein of 771 amino acids. The record is from RefSeq and is a predicted model, not a curated record. Gene Ontology annotation, biological process: positive regulation of synapse assembly; regulation of presynapse assembly; axonogenesis. NCBI's taxonomy places the organism in Eukaryota, Metazoa, Chordata, Actinopteri, Siluriformes, Clariidae. Gene Ontology annotation, cellular component: membrane; glutamatergic synapse. The transcript is spliced from 3 exons.
UCCCUCCUUCCUCUCCUUCACCGUGCGCAAAGCACCGCGGUGAGGAAUACUCGCUCUCUGACGCGCGCUGGCGUCCUUAUUUCACCAAAGUCUGCGCGAAGAAGAAUAAAUCGAGUUUCGUUGUCUUUCAAAGCUUGGAGCUUUGCGCCCCCCCUCCCCCUCUUUUUUUCCCUCUUUGCUGAACUACGCCGGGACUAAAACUGAAUUAUUCAUCCUCCGCAUCUGCUUUCGCCGAAUAUGGGAGCGCGCUGCCUCUCGCGCCGCUUUUCGCAAUCACAUCGGAACGCAUCGUUUUGUGGAGCGCAAGUUGAGCGUUAACCGGGGCUUAGGGGAAUCAAGAAGAAAAAAACGCGUUUUCUUUUAAGUCUCGGAAACUGUCGGGACCGGCAACUGAAAAGGAGAUCUGAUCGACGGUCCUUUUCCUUUUGGCCUCUCCUUACGUAUGAACCGGAGAAUGCCAGCACGGUUUUCACAGCCGAUUCAAUGCAAAGAUGCGCCUUUCUCCAGUUCUCCGUUGGUUUUUCAAAUGAUUUUGUCUUCCUGAGCGUUUGCUAUGUCCCUCCCGUGCUCGGCUAUCUCGGGGAUUAAUGGCAGAAUGUGCGUCCAGGACAAGUGGAGGCUGACUGGAAGAGACGCGAAGGCUGAAAUUGGAGCCUGAAUGGACAAAUUCCCGAGGUCCCGUCUAAAGUGCGGUGUCUUCUGAGGAGAAGACGAUCUUUCGGACGCUGCAGGUUGCUAAAUGGUUUUCUGGGGGAUUUUUAAAAGGCAAAAAUGCUGCUGCUUGUUCUGUUGGCCUUUUCCGUAUCGAGUGCAUUUUCUGACUCGGAUACCGAACUCUCAGCCGAGACCUGCAGUGCCUGCUCUUGCAUGUCCAUUGAGAACGUCCUCUAUGUGAACUGUGAGAAAAUAACUGUGUACAGGCCAACACAGCUGCUCCCUCCACAAUCCAGCCUCUACCAUCUGAAUUUCCAGAAAAACCUUUUGUACAUUCUUUACCCCAACACUUUUCUGAAUUUCACGCACGCAGUCUCCCUUCAGCUGGGCAACAACAAGCUGCAGAACAUCGAGGGAGGGGCCUUUAUGGGACUCAGUGCGUUAAAACAGUUGCACUUAAAUAACAAUGAAUUAAAAGAGCUCCGGGCUGACACUUUCCGAGGGAUCGAAAACUUGGAAUACCUCCAGGCCGACUACAAUUUAAUCAAGUAUAUUGAGAAGGGAGCCUUCAACAAAUUACAUAAGCUAAAGGUUGUAAUUUUAAAUGACAAUCUCAUACAGAGUCUGCCUGAGAACAUAUUUCGCUUUGCCUCCCUUACACACCUGGAUAUACGAGGAAACAGGAUACAGAAGCUCCCGUAUCUUGGAGUUUUGGAGCAUAUUGGAAGGAUAGUGGAACUGCAACUGGAUGACAACCCAUGGAAUUGCACCUGUGAUUUGUUACCUCUAAAAGCUUGGCUGGAGAAUAUGCCCUAUAACAUUUUCAUUGGAGAGGCUAUAUGUGAGACUCCAAGUGACCUAUAUGGCCGACUUUUGAAAGAAACUAAUAAACAAGAACUAUGUCCUCUGGGAGUUGGCAGUGAUUUUGAUGUGAGGAUGCCCCCUUCUCAGCCAGAUGUUGGACACACCAUAUCUAACAUGGCACCAUCUACAAUAGCACCGUCUGUUACCAAAGCACCAAAAACGACAAAUCCCUCCAAAAUAUAUGGGAAUGGUAUUGUUGCUGGUAUUCCAGUGGGUAAAAAUGGCCAAAUUGUGUCCUAUCAAACCCGAGUCCCUCCCCUCUCCUGCCCUCAACCCUGCAUUUGCAAAGCUCAUCCGUCUGAUUUUGGCAUUAGUGUUAGUUGUCAGGAAAGAAAUAUCCAGAACCUAGCUGAUCUUACACCUAGACCCCCAAAUUCCAAGAAAUUGCAACUCAGUGGUAAUUACAUUAAAAAUAUAAGCCCCACUGACUUCCAAGGGUUUGAAGGAUUAGAUCUUUUACACCUGGGCAGUAAUCAAAUAUUCACUGUUCAAAAAGGUGUGUUUGGAAAUCUGACCAAUCUCCGUAGGCUAUACCUUAAUGGAAAUCAGCUUGAGCAGCUUCACCCGGAAAUGUUCCUAGGCCUCAGUAAUCUCCAGUAUUUGUAUUUGGAAUACAAUGCCAUAAAGGAGGUGUUAGCGGGAACAUUUGACUCCAUGCCAAAUUUGCAGCUUUUGUUUCUAAACAACAAUGUGCUCCGAAGCCUCCCUGCUUAUAUUUUUGCUGGUGUGCCUCUUGCUCGAUUGAAUCUAAAGAACAAUCAUUUCAUGACUUUGCCUGUGAGUGGCGUGCUGGACCAGCUCAAAUCUCUCACUCAGAUAGAUCUGGAAGGCAAUCCCUGGGAAUGCUCAUGUGAUUUAGUCGCUUUGAAACUGUGGUUAGAGAAGCUGAAUGAGGGGGUGGCUGCAAAGGAGGUCAGAUGUGCAUCCCCAGCGCAGUUUGCAAACAUUGAGCUGCGGGAGCUUAAAAAUGAGAUCCUGUGCCCUAAGCUCAUAGCCAGGCCUCCUUUCAUCCUGACUAGUGCAACCCCCCUGGCUACAUCUAUGUCACCCGCUGGAGUUGGCAAGGCACCUCCUGGUGGACCAGUGCCUCUGUCAAUCAUGAUUUUGAGUAUCCUGGUGGUCUUGAUCCUCACAGUAUUUGUUGCUUUCUGUCUGCUUGUCUUCGUGCUCAGACGAAACAAAAAGCCUGCCGGGAGGCAGGAGGGGCUUGGCAACCAGGAGUGUGGCUCUAUGCAGCUUCAGCUAAGGAGGCACAACCACAAAUGCAACAAGAACGAUGACCUGGGCGGAGAGACCUUUAUCCCGCAGACCAUUGAGCACAUGAGCAAAGCCCACACUUGUGGAAUGAGAGACUCAGAUGCCGGUUUCAAGUUUGCCGACUCUCAGAGAUCGAAAAUGUUUUUACGCAACAGCAUAGAUAACGACAAGGACUCUCUAACACUGGACCCCAGGAAACGUUUAAGUACCAUUGAUGAGCUGGAUGAGUUCCUACCUGGAAGAGAGUCCAGCCUGUUCCUCCACAACUACUUGGACAACAAAAAGGAUUUCAACAGUAUAGGGUAUUUUUAGGGUGCUUUGGAUGACAAAAUGAAAUGGAGUUGAAGAUUGGCAAGCUGGGCGCAAGCAUGCACGUUUUGGAAUCCCCCAGAGUACUGUCUUUCGGAUAUUAAUUUGACACUUUUUGGGGCCUUGAAGCUGGUGGAUUCAGUUGUAACUGAAAGCACUGACAGUUCUUACAUCUGUAUCAAUCUGGAUUAUUCUGUCUGUUGUUUCUGUAAGGAGCCAUUUAAAUUUGUUCUAACGAAAUGUGAUUCCUCUUGAAGUUUUUGGGUACGGCACAUGACAGGACAUUCAUAAACCCAAGAAAAUAUCUCCAUAGCUGCUUGCCAUGUAAGCGUAUCUGAUUUAUUUUGUACGUCAACAUUAUUUGUAUUUGUGAGGCAGUUUUUAAAUGACAAAGAACAAUCCCAUUAAUACAUAAAAGGAUUCAAGAAAACAAAAAAAGAUAAUCAAAGCAAACAAAAACACUGAAGACCACUGUCACCUGUCAAUUGGUAGAUUACUUAACUUCAUAUUUAAUUUAUUUUUCUAUGCAGGACUAUUUAAAGGUUAUUGGUACUAUUUAAGAUUAUAAGGGACUUUUUUGAAUGCUACAGGUGAGAUAGAUUUGAGCUAUGCUCUGAACAACUAACUCGAACAUGUUUGUUCUGAUAUGUGUCCCAUUAUGUAUUUUACUGCUAACCUGAGCAUAGGCACUAGCGUCAGUGAUAGUGAUGUACUUUUUCACUAUUGCAUUGCAAGAGGUAAUGCCUCAUAGUGUAUUAAGUCCAACAAUCUUAUAGCCCAUGAAUAUUUUGUCAAAGAAUUUUUUUAGGAAUAUGCAACCAAAACAAGUGUGCAUUAUCGUGAUAUGAUUCUGAAUUUUAUAAAUGUGUUAUGGGAUUCCAAAAGGAAUUAGUAAGAAGGCGUGUAGAUCAUAAUUGUUUUCUUUAUUGAUUUCUCCUUUUUUUCAAAUGAGAACUGUGUAUUUUCACAUUAUCUUUUCUAUGUGUUUUCUUUUUGCUAAGAUCUACUGAUUUGGUCAAAAUCAUAUCACACUCCGUGUGCAAUAUUAUUAUGCUCAAUCAUAUUAGCUUGACAAUUUUACUUUGUCCGCUCGAGUUAAUAUUAUGGAAAGACCAGUUUUACGUUCAGAAAAGAAAGAAAUAUAUAUAUUAUUCAGUCCUUAUUUAAGAUAUUGUUAAGUUAAUGAUUGUUUGAAAUAGA